Molecule: messenger RNA, 3189 nt
Organism: Hemiscyllium ocellatum (epaulette shark)
Lineage: Eukaryota; Metazoa; Chordata; Chondrichthyes; Orectolobiformes; Hemiscylliidae
Product: inositol 1,4,5-trisphosphate receptor-interacting protein-like
Exons: 2
Coding region: 285-1901 (538 amino acids)
Cellular component (GO): membrane
Source: RefSeq, a predicted model, not a curated record
CUGAUGCGAAUAAGGGAAGUGAGUGGCCGGUCACCCUGCCUUGCAGGCCGGAUUGUUGUUGCUUGCAGGGGACAGGUUAAACCGAUGAUCCCUGAGCUUGUCUGGGGAGCAAGCUGGCCGGCUUGGCUAGUGGCGUCACAGGGGAAGGUAUUGUCCCGCCUCAGCGUUAUGAGGACAGGCAGAGGAGGCGCUUCCUAGACAUGGCAGCCUAAACUAAGCAGCGCCGCCCGUGCAGCGAGGCCCCAGCGCCAUGUGAAGCGGGCUCGGGGGCACAAGUGACCAGGAUGCCAGCACUACUCGGGCUUUUCAGUGUGUGCCUCCUGGUGAUCACAGGAAGUUUGUACCACCCCCGCCUCCUGAGUGAUGAAGUUGAGAGUGAAGAGGUUCAGUCAAGGAUAAAGGAGCAGGAGAGCAAGUAUAAGCUGGAAAUGGAGCGGCUCCAGAAAGAAGUGGAUGAGAAGAAUGAUCCUGAACAGGAAAUAAAGGUCAGUACACUCGUAAAAGCAGAAAACUCAACACCGAUCGAUUGGAACACCUGGAAUAUUCUCUUGAUGGUCACAAUUCUGUUCUUGGAACUGUGGAGACAGGACACGUGGCCACAUACACCACAGGACUACAACAGUGAAGAGGAGGAGGAAGGAGAGAAGGAAAAUGAAUUUCCUCAAAGAAUAUACAGCAACAUUUUGAAUAUUCCUGAUAAAUGUGUUCUGGACCAGUUUUACAAUGUAUGUAUUCAGAACGUGAGCCAAGAGCCAAUGCAGACGUGUGAAUUUGUCGAGAGCUUUGUCGACAAUCUGUUGGAAGCCUGCAGGAAUAUUUGCCAAUGGGAUUCUGAGCUGAUCCUUGAAGAUUGUGUUGGCAUCGGUAGUCAGUUUGAGAAAUGGGGCUGCAAGACACCCUCUGUAUAUGAUAUUUUGGUUCCAAUCUUUCUUCAGGAUGGAUAUUGCUUUAAACCAGAGAUCUGUUGCUGUGACCUCCCACCUGAUAAGCAAAGUUAUGGCCGGAUUGUUAUGGUAACACCUGACAGCACUGACUUGGGCUGCCUGUGUAAGAGUACUGAACUUGAAGGUGAUGUUCUUUGUCUUAUUCACAGUAAAAGGUUUGAAGCUGAUGUUCGUGCAAAUUGCCUGGCUUCUAUUGUGUGUUCCGAGUGGUAUUUGGACUACAAGAAAGUACUAAAAUGGUUCAGGGUCGCACUAGCAAAAUCCUGGAACAAUGUUUGUCAUAAGUAUGACUUUGAUCUUUCCUUCCACAAUAUUACUGGUUGCUGUGGUUUAAAAGUCCAGUAUCAGUCGGGACGAAACAUCUACAUUAAAGCCUUCCCUGCUGUGAGGCUGAAGGAUUCAGAUGUCUAUCUCGUAUCGAGCUUUCCUGAUUACACCAAGAAUACAGUGCCAUCCACUACCUACUGGCACAUAUCCUGUGCUGUCUGCGAGUACAGGUUUCUGAAAAUCAUGGCAAAAAGCGUUCCCAAAAACAGUUGUCACCUAAAGUGCCUUCAAAUAUUGAUCUUUCUAACUGAAAAGCUGCGCAGCUCUCCAGAUCAGCGAAACAUUCUUGGGUCCUACUUUUUUAAGACUGUCCUGAUGCAUCUGUUGUUAAGUCAGCCAUAUUCAAACUGGCAUGAGUGUCACCUGGAAUAUCGGCUCAGAGACAUUUUGAAGUAUCUUGGAAAAUGCUUGGAUGAGAAACGGCUCUCCCGAUUUAUGAUCGGAAAUCAAACAUUUCCUAAACAAAUGGGAAUUCCAGAAAUGCUUCUGUAUGCAGAGCCUAUAAACCUCUUCCGGUCCUUUGUAACAGAGCGUGACACUUACGGUCAAGCAUUAAUGGAAUAUCAGAAAAUAUUAAGGGACAUGGGUCCAUUAAUGAUGGAAUGCAUUAAAGAUAAUACAGUCAGCUGACUGAAAACAGAGCCUUUGCUCCUAGGUUGGGAGCAGAAUUAUUUAACAGAUAUGUAAUAUUUACAUUUCCACUCAGAGUCCAUUCUAAUAGAUGUUAUUUACAUGGCACUCAUUUCUCUUUUUUAAUACAUGGACAAAUUUCUAAUGUCAUUUUAUCGUUAAGUGUUCUCCCCAGGUCAAAACGGUUGUUUUUUGCUGGCAGAUACUUCAACUCUCCACUUGGACUUCGUAUCGUGAUCAUGCAUUCGGAAUGUGUAUGUGGACAUCUUAGGAAAUUGUAAAUAUGUUGCAAGUAGCUGAACACUUUGGAUUUCCACAAUUUCUCAAAUAUCUGCUUAUGAUUUCUCCUUUCUGUUCACAUUGUGAUAGUGAACAACUUAACUGACAGUGUCAUUGUGAAUGGGAUGAGUAGGCAGUGGGCAGUCCAGUCAUUGCAAAAGGAUUUGGAACUGGGUAAAUUGAGUGAGGACUCAGUCACGGUGUAUUCUGUUAGUGGUGAGGGGGGAGGACAUGUCUAAAAUUUAAACCAAACCAACAACUGAUCUCAAGUCAUUACUGAGCAACAUUAGCAAUCCAUACUUGCUCAGUGACCAUGUUGAACUACAAAUGCAGUGAUUAAGGAUUUAUCAUGUAUGUGUUGAACAAUCCUCACAUUAGUCUCAUUAAUCAAAUCCUUCAUUUGGUGUUGGGCUCUUAUCACACACCUCAUGAAACCUUAAAGAUAUAAACAAAAUAAUUCACGUUUAUUCCCAAUCACCAAGUCUUACUGUUCUUGAUAAUAGCAGAGCUUGACAGCUUGUUUUUUCUCAUUGGUUUUCCACACUUCUUCACCCUGUUUUUUUUCAGGUGUGAGGAUAAUGGUGCAUUUCUAAGCAAAAGUGCUAUUUGUUCAAGGGUGUUACAAGGAAUUAAAAAUUAUCUUUUCAACUACUACUUAAUCAUUCUUUAAAACAUGAGAGUUCAAUGAAUGUGUCCCUUGUGGCAUGGUGAUGUGUUGAGAACUCUUCGCUGCAGUGCAACUUCUUAUUUGAAGAAAUGGUAGUGGACUCUCUUUAACUGACACCUCAAGUCCAUCUAGCAGGUGAACAUUACUGCACAUUUGAGCAAGCUCUGCUGAACCUCCAAUUCCUGGAAGAAAUAUGCAAGAGUUGUAAUUAUGACUAUUGAUUCCUGUCACCUCCAGCCUUUUGCCAUCUUGAUAGUUCCCUCGUUAUGCUUCUGAAUUUGCUCUUGUCACUAAAACAUGUUUCCUCAAUGCAUUUAAAUGAAAACUCACCCUAAUCUUUGA